GAGAGAGAGAGAAGAAGAGAUGGGUUCAUGGCGGAAUUCAGCCACCUCAUCCAUGAAGCUUCUAUGGCUGAUUCUGCCGUUCAUGGUGGUUGCUGUGUUUAUUGGGGUUAAAAAGUCAAACUUGGCUGAUGGGUCAAAGUAUUACCCUUGGGUUUGGAGUUCUGUGAUUACUUCUUAUUCUUCUUCUGCAAUUAAAGAUAACGAAGCGGUGGCAGCGGUGGGGUCUGUGUCAUUGGGGCGACGGCCAACGGUGGUCGAAGGUGGUGGUGAGGUGGCUGAAGGGCCAUCGGAAGAUUAUGUGUUUCAUCAGACUUCUAAUUCUUCUUAUCCACCGUUGGCUAUGGAAGAUGAAAUGGACGUUGAGUUGCCUGCUAUUGCCAAGGAAGAUGACAUGAAUGUGACGUUGAGUGGACCAGACAUUUUCGUGUCUGUUAAUCAAACUCAUGAAUUUCCUGUUGAUGCACGAAUCAACAGGAAAUCCACGAGUUUGGAUAAACUCGAAGCUCGUCUCGGACGGGCUCGAACAGCAAUCAAAGAAGCUGAAUCUAGGAAUAAAACUCAUGAUCCGGAUUAUGUCCCGGAUGGUCCUAUGUAUUGGAAUGCAGCUGCUUUUCAACGGAGUUAUUUGGAGAUGGAGAAGCAAUUCAAGGUGUUUGUGUAUGAAGAAGGAGAACCCCCGAUAUUUCAUGAUGGACCUUGCAAAAACAUAUAUGCAAUGGAAGGUAACUUUAUAUACCAAAUGGAAACCACUAAAUAUCGAACAAAAAACCCCGAAAAAGCACAUGUGUUUUUCCUCCCGAUGAGUGCAACGAUGAUGGUACACUAUAUAUUUGAGCGUAAUCCAAAUGUUGACCAUUGGCUUCCCAUGAAGCAAACGAUUAAAGAUUAUGUCGAUCUUGUGGGAUCCAAGUACCCUUUUUGGAAUCGCAGUCUAGGAGCCGAUCAUUUUACAGUUGCUUGCCACGAUUGGGGUCCGGAGUUGUCGAAAGCAGUUCCUUACCUUUUCAAGAAUUCUAUUCGAGCUCUAUGCAAUGCGAAUACAUCAGAAGGGUUUAAUCCUACGAAAGACGUGUCCAUCCCAGAGAUUUUACUCCCAGAUGGAACGACACGCGGGAUACUAAAUGGGCCAUCACCAAGGUACCGGCCCGUUUUGGCAUUUUUUGCAGGUGGGGUCCAUGGUCCUAUUAGACCAAUACUUUUAGAGUAUUGGCAGGACAAAGACCCUGACCUGCAAGUCCACAAGUACCUUCCAAAGGGUGUUUCGUACAUGGCUAUGUUGCGACAAAGUAAAUAUUGCAUUUCUCCAAGUGGUUAUGAGGUGGCAAGCCCAAGAAUGGUGGAAGCACUUUACACCGGUUGUGUGCCGGUUCUCAUCAAGGAUGGUUACGUGGCCCCGUUUAGCGAUGUCCUAAAUUGGAAAUCAUUUGCGGUUAUACUCACGGUUGAAGAUAUCCCAAACCUUAAACAGAUCUUAACUGGUAUAUCUACGAGACAGUAUUUGAGAAUGCAGAGGAGGGGGAAACAAGUUAGACGACAUUUUGAGGUAAAUUUUCCUCCAAAGAGGUACGAUGUAUUUCAUAUGAUACUACAUUCGGUUUGGCUUCGUAGGCUUAACAUUCGAAUUCAAGGUGUGGCUGAUUCCUGAAUUGUUUUGGUUGUUUUAUAUUUUAAUAGGGCUAAAGGGUGCAUAUUAGGAAAAUAGAGGGGUUUUGUAUGUACUUUUUUCAUGAUUCUUGAG
Lactuca virosa is the source of this 1738-nucleotide messenger RNA. NCBI's taxonomy places the organism in Eukaryota, Viridiplantae, Streptophyta, Magnoliopsida, Asterales, Asteraceae. The record is from the annotation of a GenBank genome assembly.